UGAAGUCCCUUGGCUGAUCUGGAAAUCAUCAGAUUUUAAAUGGGGGAACCAAGCCGCAGAAUGAGGCGGGCCGUAUAUAGUAUAUAUGUCUAUGGGCGGCGUAACCCCAGCGCAUCCUGUUGUUUUCAAAGCCGCGUCGCUUCAUAGAAGCGCUCAACGAUGGCAGGAAGCUCUGACCACCAACAAGAGGAAAGAGGUCCUCAGAGCACAGCCAUUCGCCUCCAAAGCUACUUACACGGAGGAACCUCCAGCUUGCUGUCAGCACUCCCCACCGUUUUCGCCUUUCCUGUCUACAAGACCAUUUUCCGUCAACAGAUCCACAACACCUCAGCCCACCGGGCGGUGGGACAGCUCUAUAAAGAGGGGCCUGCAAAGCUCUACAGGGGCGUGGUUCCACCGCUCCUGAUGAGGACCCUGAACGGCACGCUCCUCUUUGGUCUCCAGGACACACUCCUCCGUCAUCUUUCACUGUCAGCCCACAAUGCCACCUCUCCAGCUGCCCUGUCUGCUCUGGCUGGAUUUGGUGCUGGUAUGGUGGAAGCUGUGGUCUUCACCCCUUUCGAGCGUGUUCAGAAUGUGCUGCAGAACAGCCAGAAUGACAGGCAUCUACCGUCCUUAAGGAGCGUUCUCAAGAGGUUGACGGUGGAGAGGAUUAGCCAGGGCUACUACAGAGCCUUCCUGCCUGUCACAGCCCGGAACACCCUAGGCAGCGCCCUGUAUUUUGGCUUCAAGGGCCCUGUGUGCGCCAUUGUGGCAGGACAGGGACUCCCUCCCAUGGUCUCCUCGUUUGUCUCAGGAACUCUGACCUCGAUGGCAAUCAGCCUGACUCUGUACCCGCUGUCUGUGCUGGUAGCAAACAUGCAGGCGCAGGUCGGAGGGGAGGCGAAGGGCGUCGUGGCAUGUUGGAGGGCGCUGUGGAAAUCUCGGAAUCACAGCGUGGCUCUGCUGUACCGAGGAGGCACCCUUGUUGUUCUGCGCUCAUGCAUUACCUGGGGAAUCACCACAGCUAUUUAUGACAUACAACAGAAACGAUCCUCUUGAAGCUGGAAGCCCUGAAAGCUGCUGUGUUAUUGUGCCACAGCUCUACUUUACCUUUAUGCGCAAAAUAUCAUAAAAUGGUUCAGUCUUCUGAUUUUGUCCAUUUUUUAGAUCAGGUUUUUCUGCGUAUUGCAGAAAAUAUGCUGACGUAUCGUAGUGAAAACCAGGUGUUUCAGGUGACAAUUAAAAUUGCAUAGGGAGCCAUGACUGUGUUAGAGUAAGCCGAUGUGAACAAGUAAAUCGAAUCAAGAAACUUCUAAAAAUUUAUCUGACCGUGACCUCUGUUACCUCAAAGAUGCAUUAAAGGGAUGGUUCAGGAUUGUUUUUUAGUCAGGUCCUGUUAAAAGGCUAUAAGUGGGAAACACCUUACUCACGCUAGGUAACUGUCUUGACUUUUUACUAAAUGAAUGCAUUUAGUAAAACUUAAUUUGUUCAUCAUCUAUUUAUCUCAAAAACAACAAUAAUCACCAAAGGAAUGUUGUGUUUAAUGCAAACCCAUUUUUAUUAACUUUCAAAGGAGCAUAGCGCAGGUCCCGGAGGUUUUGCACAAGUUUUCCCCCUCUGGCGGCAAGUUGAAAUGAUACCAGUGGCGUAAUGUCUUCUGAGGUAAGAAAGUGGCAAACAUUGAAGUUAGCCCAUCUUCUCUCACUAAUGCGUCAAUGGCAGCGGAAACUCAACAAAGUAGCCAGGUGAACAAGAGCGUGCAACGCGUAGCGCACACACCCAGAGAGUUAGACCCAAAUCUCUCUCUCAUGAACUGGCUAACGGAGCCUACAGAGGCAACUGCGGUAAAUAGAGGAAAACUACUUUUACCCGUAGGGCAACUGUAAGGGCAUGUAUGGGAAAGACAAAAAAAAUAAUAUUUAACCUUUAAAGUUGCCCAAUGCUCCUUUUUAAGCUGUUUUAACGCUUGAAUUUUGCAGUUUUUCUCCAAAGAAGCAUGUGAAUACUUUUACCAGACACUGAGGCUGGAGGUGGUACAGCACCGGUGAUCUUCCAACGGAAUAUGUUGUUUAUAUGAAAUAUGUGUCAAUGGGAUUUGAAUUAAAAACGCCACUGAAAUUUCAAUGUUCUAUACUUUCAUAUCUUCCUUUGUGAAACAUGUACAGAGAAUGAGACUUUUAAAGCAGUUCUCAUCAGAGAAACCAUUAGAUAGAAAAGUAAAUUGGUAUGAACAGCAAAGUCAUUAAAACGAUUGAAGUGAAUGUUGUUUUACUGAUUUUUACACUUCCUCGCUGGCAAUGUUUUAAAUGCUUAUUCUCUGUACAUGUUUCACACAGGAAGGUCAUUGGUGGUGCAGCGCUUCUUUGAUCCAGUUCCUGUGCAAACUAUCAUCAGAUCCUGUGUAAAUAACCUUUAAAUGCAAACAUGACCACAGUGUUAUGAUUGAUGAAACAGCAUUCAUGUAAAUUGCUGUAAAGUUGAUGUUUUAUUGUCAUGGGAGUUUCUAAAGGCAUGUUCACACUGAACACGAAAGUUGCAGACCGAGCGACAGAUUUAUAAGAAACACCUACGCACAGGUGCCACGCAGGAGCGAUGUGACGCUAGGCAAGGCAAGGCAAAAUUUAUUUAUAAAGCACAAUUCAGUACAAAAACAAUGCAAAGUGCUUUACAUGAU
This is a messenger RNA of Fundulus heteroclitus (mummichog), 2656 nucleotides long. Its product is annotated as solute carrier family 25 member 53. The transcript has 3 exons. Bases 160 to 1041 code for a protein of 293 amino acids. The record is from RefSeq and is a predicted model, not a curated record. Lineage: Eukaryota; Metazoa; Chordata; Actinopteri; Cyprinodontiformes; Fundulidae.